AUGAAUGUCGCCGAGGAUGCUUACUUUACCACCCAAUACUUGGAUCGGAGAAUCAAUUCUCCCAGAUCACAUUCGCAGUUUAAACGGAAUGGAAAUGUUGCAGUCGGAACGCUGUCUCCUCAGCGAGUUUCCUCAAACAAUUCGGAGGUCAUCGAUCCAGAUACACUCAGUGAACAGCUCACUCCUGCUCAGUUAACUUACCUUCAAAGAGCUACUCCACGAAAACAGAGAAUGCCAAUGGCUGGUUACUAUAAGACCAAAAGAAGUACCCAGUCCUACAACCAGAACAAUUCCUUCCCAAAGAAUGCAGAAUCAUUCUAUGCUAAGGAACCAUAUAUGUAUACUCAAAACUAUACUCAAGUCCAGCCCUUGCAAGGCUAUUACAUUGAUCAACAAAUUAGAUACGACCAAGCAGAGGAGUUUAAACCAAAGACUUAUACGCACAAGACAUUCAAAGAUAUUUUCCCCGAAGAUGAAGACGAGCGCUUCAACCCUGCUGAUACCGUUUUUGUGGAUUCGGAAAAUGUGGGGAUUCUGGAACAAAAACAGAAGAUUCAAAGAGCUUUCAAACAUGUCCAGCGGAAACUUGGCAAAGAUGAUUACGAUUCCUACGACUAUUACGAUGAGAAGCACAAACAAGAACCCGGGUUGGCAGAAAAUUUAGAUGUUCCGGAAGCUCACAAGAAGUCUCUGUCAAGAUGGAAAGUAUUUGGCCAUAGAAGAAAGAUGAGUCGGAAAAAAGGCUCUACUGAAGCUAAAGGCGCCGAGGAUACCCAAAUGGAUCAGAAUUGGGCUGAUUUAGAUGAACCUUUGGGUAAAGACUGUGAGGACACAAACAAGUAUUAUGGAGACGUUGUCUUGGAUGAAAAAUCGAGGUUAACUCUGGAGAAAUUAGUGUCUCCGAGUCUACCCUCGUCGUCAUCCUUUCAAGCUUACAAUCCAGUGUGGAGUUACUUUCUCUCGUGGGUUAAUUAUCAACAAGGGAAAGAAGAAGAUAACGAUUCACCCGAAGGAAAGAUAGUCGAACUUGGAGACACUAAACUGCCAGAGGUUUUGGAAGAGUCUUACUUGGGAACUAAGCAUCGGAAAGCAAAAAGAGGGAACAUUAAGGUGAUGAACUCAAAAGCUAAAAGUAUGAUAAGCAAAUGGAAUCAGCCCGUUUCUUCCAUUUUGGAUCGCCAAAGGAGAUUGCAUGGGAAUGAGGAAAGAGGUCUGGAGUUGCAAUUGGAAAUGGAAGUAAGCAGUAAUACUGUCACACCUCAAGCCUAUAGAGAGAGUCAGCUGGUAGCGAUUGGUAUGAAGAAUGGUUCACCAACUUCUUCCAGUGAGGAAACCGGCCUCAUCUCAAACAUUGAUAGUCUCAUAAAAAGCAUCCGCUUAAUGAGGAUCAUUUUUGCACCAAUUGACGUCAUUGCACAAAACUUUCCUACCUUACAAACAAUUGUGAUAUUGUUGGAAUUAGUGAUAUUUUUGUGGCUACUCUAUGAGCUCUCGUUGAUUAUUGAUGCUGUUUGUAUGGCAGUUAAGGCUAUAUGUGCACCGAUGAUAGCGAUAGGGAAAUUUAUGAAUAGAAUAAUGUAA
This is a messenger RNA of Clavispora lusitaniae ATCC 42720, 1581 nucleotides long. RefSeq lists its product as uncharacterized. The record is from RefSeq and is a predicted model, not a curated record. NCBI's taxonomy places the organism in Eukaryota, Fungi, Ascomycota, Pichiomycetes, Serinales, Metschnikowiaceae.